Messenger RNA from Tachysurus vachellii, 2871 nucleotides. RefSeq names its product leucine rich repeat and fibronectin type III domain containing 5b (gene lrfn5b). NCBI's taxonomy places the organism in Eukaryota, Metazoa, Chordata, Actinopteri, Siluriformes, Bagridae. Gene Ontology annotation, molecular function: protein binding. Bases 364 to 2733 code for a protein of 789 amino acids. The transcript has 3 exons. The record is from RefSeq and is a predicted model, not a curated record.
CCAGUUCAAGACCAGUCGCGCUGUGUGUUUGCUAUCGGCGGCCACUGAGACAUUUCCAGUGCGUAAAGCCGUAAUGCGGACACGCACAGAGAGACAGAGAGACAUCCGCAUGUGAGGAUUUCAUAGAGGCUGCUUGGAGCUGGACGUCUGUUACUCCCGCAGAGAUGGGAUCUCAUUUGCAUUGUUUUAUUUAGUAAUCCCUCGUUCGCUUAUUACGGUCAGAGCUAAAGAAGCCGUGCUCAGAGGAACUGGGCGAUCAUGCUGUAACGGGAAUAAGCGGGAUUUGUUGGGAACAGGGGCGGUGUGCUGCACGAAGCAAGGCUCAAAUCUACACAAGGGGUGGUAUUACAACAGUGAACCCAGAUGGAGACCAUUUUUGUUUAUUUGAUGGUCAUGAUCAUGGCAGUAAAAGCCCAGAAGAUCCAAAUAUGUCCCAAACGUUGUUUUUGCCAAGUGCUGCCUCCCAACUUAGCCACCUUAUGUGACAAAAAGGGGCUGCUUUUUGUUCCCCCAGACAUUGACAGACACACAGUAGAACUGAGACUUGGUGACAAUUUUAUCACAACUGUCAAACGGAAGGACUUUGCCAACAUGACCAAGCUUGUAGACUUGACACUUUCCAGGAACACAAUAGGCUCUAUCACACCUCACGCUUUCAAUGAUCUGGAGAACCUGCGUGCCCUGCAUUUGGACAGUAACCGUCUGAUACGAAUCACAAAUGACACCUUUAGCGGCAUGUCAAAGCUUCAUCAUCUCAUUCUGAACAACAACCAGCUCACAUAUAUUCACAUAGGAGCCUUUAACGACCUCCUGGCCCUUGAAGAGCUUGAUCUCUCCUACAAUAAUCUAGAAAGUGCCCCAUGGGUGGCCAUCCAGCACAUGAUUAGUCUGCACACCUUAAGUCUGGACCACAACAUGAUAGACUAUAUACCUGAGGGCACAUUUUCAGGCCUCAUGAAACUCAAACGUCUGGAUGUCACUUCCAACAAGCUUCAGAAGCUUCCACCUGAUCCAGUCUUCCAGCGUGCAGGUGUUUUGGCCACAUCAGGUGUUUUGGGUCCAUCAUCAUUUGCAUUGAGCUUUGGGGGGAACCCAUUACGCUGCAACUGUGAGUUGCUAUGGUUGAGGAGACUACGGCGUGAGGAUGACCUGGAGACUUGCGCUGCUCCUCAGCACCUCUCUGGACGUUACUUCUGGACAGUGUCUGAAGAGGAGUUCCUGUGUGAGCCUCCCCUCAUCACACGUCAUUCCCAGGAGACCCGGGCAUUAGAAGGCCAACAUGUUACUUUGCGCUGUAAAGCACGGGGUGACCCAGAUCCUGUUAUUCACUGGAUUGCCCCUGAUGGUAGACUAGUGUCUAACUCAACCCGAACAGUUGUGCACACUGAUGGGACAUUAGAUAUCCUCAUAAGCACAGUGAAAGACUCUGGAUCGUUCACAUGUGUGGCAUCCAAUCCUUCAGGAGAAGCACAGCAGACUGUUCAGCUAUUUAUUAUCAAACUGCCGCAUUUUACUAAUGAUACAAGUUUAGUACAGGAGCCAGACCCUGGAUCCUCAGAUAUUGCUACAUCCACCAAAUCAGGUGGAGACAGUGGCACUGCCAUUAGCAACACCAAAGCUGGGCAGGAUAAACGGGUGCUGAUUUCUGAAAUUACAUCCUCCUCUGCUAUGGUGAAAUUUAACUUACAACGGAAUAUACCAGGGAUUCGUAUGUUCCAAAUCCAGUACAAUGGCACUUAUGAUGACUCGCUAGUCUACAGAAUGAUCCCCCCAACCAGUAAAAACAUCCUGGUGAACAACUUGGCAGCUGGGACAUCGUAUGACCUCUGUGUUCUUGCGAUUUACGAUGACGCUAUGACCACGCUGACGGCUACCCGUGUGGUGGGGUGUGUUCACUUUGCAACAGAGCCCCAGUACCUCCGAUGCCACUUCAUGCAAUCACAGUUCCUUGGAGGUACCAUUGUUGUCAUCAUUGGAGGUGUCAUUGUGGCCUCAGUCUUGUCUUUCAUCAUCUUCCUUAUUGUACGUUAUCGAGUGUGCAACCAGGAGGGAGAGGACAAGGGAGUAGAGCUAGGAGAAGUUCGUUCUCAAUCCAGGAGUGAGCAGCUGCAGGUUUGUGGUAUCAUCAAGUCUAUGUCUAAACAGGUUCUGGGUGUGGAGAUGGAUGCAUGUCGGAAAGUUUCCCCACAGCUGGAGUCAGUGCCCACAUUGGGAACUACACCAGGGCCAUUGCCCUCUAAACCUGCCCUUCCUGACUGCACCGUUACUACCUCUGCUGCCAGUCACAGCUGGCAUCCUGCCUCCCCCAACACCCAGCGUCCCAUGCAUGCUGCCUCACACAAACCUACAGGCCCUCAAAAACCAGACACACAAAUCAGUGUGGAGCUUGACAACACCAACAAAAACAACUCAGCCAAGGCACGUCCAAAAUCUGCCCAAAUACGGGUCUAUUCUACCACAGUGAUUCCAGUGUCCAGAAAGGUACAGCUAGAGUCCUCACGCUACAUGACUGUUCCAGUGGGAUGUAUGAGAGUGAGUCGCAGACACUCUUUAAACGUAGACUCCUGUAAGCAAACCAGCUAUGGGAGUUUCCCACAGCAGACUGGCAGCCUUCGCUCUAAACGCAGUCUGUCCAUGAGUGGUGGAGAUCUUCCCCAGCUGGAUGUUUCAGCCAAAAUCCAUGGAAAAGACUCACUGUCAAGGUCAGAAUGGGUUCUAGAAAGCACACUUUAAUUAGGUUUUUUACAACCUUAUCACACUGGUUUUUGGUAGACUUACAGACCAUUUUAUUAUUAUAUUUAUUAUAGGUCAGAUGAAACACUCAAAUCUUUUAAAAGUAUCUGGUUUUUGCCUCGGACAUGACAUGUCACC